ACGAACGCUACAGCAUCAAGCUCGCAGACGCGCACACGCUGACCUUUGCCCAGAAACACACGUGCGCGUUCACAGGCACGUCAGGCUCACGUCCCAAGUUUGCACGUAGGACGAGCGCACGUGGGGACGCCCGGAGACGGGCACACACAGGGCACGCUGCAGCCCGUCGGCGGGCGCGCGGCCACUGGGGGGUGCGCCGCCCUGGCACGCGCACGCGCACGCGCACUGACGCGCACGCUCCUGCCCUAAGUGAAACCAGCAGAACCGAGACUGGCCGAGCCAAUUGGAGACUCCUUGGCCCUGGAAGCCUAGCUGCUGCCGCCAAGAGACGCGGUCAAUUAACUUCCCCCUGCAGCCGGGCUCCCUGACCCGUCUGCCCGCCCCUUCCCGGCCUGCCUGCCCCUGGUCCUCCGCCCCGCGCAGCUCGCUGCGACCGAAGGAAGGAAGGGCCGCCCCGCCGCGCCGUCUGAGGGCGUGCGGCUCUGCCCGCUGGGUCUAAGCGGAUGAGCCCCUCCCCGUGGAGUCUGAGGGGAACAGUCUUUUGGGGUAGCGGAGCCGUCUCUGGGGACGUGGCCCUGCCUAAGAGCCUGAGGAGACGUGGGCCUGACCUGGGGUGUCGCAGGGAAGGCACCAACCCUCGCGGGUCACACUCAUAGCAGUGGCUGGGCUGGGCAUGCUGAGCUGUUCCCAGGGCGCCAUGCUGCUUGGGCCCUCGGACUCCUCUCUUCCCAAGUCAGGGGACAGAGGCUCAGACCCUUUCCGGCAGCCACCUUCGCAGGGUGGAUGCAGAUGACGUCAUGACCAAAGAAGAACAGAUCCUCCUGCUGCACCGUGCCCAGGCCCAGUGUGAGAAGCGGCUCAAGGAAGUCCUGUGGAGGCCAGCUGACAUAAUGGAAUCACACAAGGGAUGGACGUCCGCAUCCACAUCAGGGAAGCCCAGGAAAGAGAAGGCAUCUGGGAAGCUCUACCCUGAGGACAAGGAGGCGCCCACUGGCAGCAGGCACCGAGGGCGCCCCUGCCUGCCCGAGUGGGACCACAUCCUAUGCUGGCCGCUGGGGGCACCAGGUGAGGUGGUAGCUGUGCCCUGUCCCGACUACAUUUAUGACUUCAAUCACAAAGGCCAUGCGUAUCGACGCUGUGACCGGAAUGGCAGCUGGGAACUGGUGCCCGGGCACAACAGGACAUGGGCCAACUACAGCGAGUGUGUCAAAUUCCUGACCAAUGAGACACGUGAACGGGAGGUGUUUGACCGCCUGGGCAUGAUCUACACCGUGGGCUACUCCGUGUCGCUGGCCUCCCUCACCGUGGCGGUGCUCAUCCUGGCCUACUUCAGGCGGCUGCACUGCACACGCAACUACAUCCACAUGCACCUGUUCCUGUCCUUCAUGCUGCGCGCCGUGAGCAUCUUCGUCAAGGACGCGGUGCUCUACUCGGGCGCCACGCUCGACGAGGCCGAGCGCCUCACGGAGGAAGAGCUGCGCGCCAUCGCCCAGGCCCCGCCGCCGCCCGCCGCCGCCGCCAGCUACGCGGGCUGCCGGGUAGCAGUGACCUUCUUCCUUUACUUCCUGGCCACCAACUACUACUGGAUACUGGUGGAGGGGCUGUACCUGCACAGCCUCAUCUUCAUGGCCUUCUUCUCAGAGAAGAAGUACCUGUGGGGCUUCACGGUCUUCGGCUGGGGUUUGCCCGCUGUCUUCGUGGCCGUAUGGGUCGGUGUCAGGGCUACCCUGGCCAACACCGGAUGCUGGGACUUGAGCUCUGGGAACAAGAAGUGGAUCAUCCAGGUGCCCAUCCUGGCCUCCAUUGUGCUCAACUUCAUCCUCUUCAGCAACAUCGUCCGGGUGCUGGCCACCAAGCUGCGGGAGACCAACGCGGGCCGGUGCGACACGCGGCAGCAGUACCGGAAGCUGCUGAAAUCCACGCUGGUGCUCAUGCCGCUCUUUGGCGUCCACUACAUCGUCUUCAUGGCCACGCCGUACACCGAGGUCUCAGGGACGCUCUGGCAAGUCCAGAUGCACUACGAGAUGCUCUUCAACUCCUUCCAGGGCUUUUUUGUCGCCAUCAUAUACUGUUUCUGCAAUGGCGAGGUACAGGCCGAGAUUAAGAAAUCUUGGAGUCGCUGGACACUGGCACUGGACUUCAAGCGCAAGGCACGCAGUGGGAGCAGCAGCUACAGCUAUGGCCCGAUGGUGUCUCACACAAGUGUGACCAACGUAGGCCCCCGUGCAGGACUCGGCCUGCCCCUCAGCCCCCGCCUGCUGCCUGCUGCCACCACCAAUGGCCACCCCCAGCUGCCUGGCCAUUCCAAGCCGGGGGCCCCAGCCCUGGAGACCCUCGAGACCACGCCACCCGCCAUGGCUGCUCCCAAGGAUGACGGGUUCCUCAACGGCUCCUGCUCAGGCCUGGAUGAGGAGGCCGCUGGGCCUGAGCGGCCACCUGCCCUGCUGCAGGAAGAGUGGGAGACAGUCAUGUGACUAGGCGCCGGGAGUUGGACCUGUGGCACGGGUGGAUGGACAGAUGAACUGAGUGACAGGUGGUUGGAUGGUUGCCCACUCAGGGCUGGGGCUGGGAGGAAAAACACGGAAAAAAGAAAAGAGAAAAAAAGAAAAAGGAAGAGGAA
Messenger RNA from Microcebus murinus (gray mouse lemur), 2620 nucleotides. Lineage: Eukaryota; Metazoa; Chordata; Mammalia; Primates; Cheirogaleidae. The record is from RefSeq and is a predicted model, not a curated record.